CGAUCCGCUGUAGAAAGCUGCAAGUCAAUUUAGGGAGGUGGGGUAAGCUUAGGUACCUAGAAGUUGGCCCAAGCUCCUCGAAGGUUGGUGCAAGCAGGUACUGGGGUACUUAUGUACUUCGAUACCAGAAUACCCGUUUGUCGGUACUUGAACACGGUGACAGCUAAUGCCGACUUAGUGGGGUUUGUUUUCUUAGCUGUCACUCUCCAAAAUCAAUACCUGAACAUCUAUUCAUCAGCCAUCUACACAUCCUCGAGUCCAAGAUACAUCCACAUAUAACCCCUUAUUUGAGAGGACUUCGAAUUUCAAGAUGGCUCCCGGACAGAAGAUGUACCCGAGGGCAACAGUGAAAAAGAUUGUCAAGGCGCAUUCAAAAUGCAAUGUUAGCAAAAACGCCGAUGUCAUGAUGUUCCUCGACUACGUACUAUUUAUGCAAACUCUUAUGAAGGAGGCUGCCAUUGACGCGAAACAAGCCGGAGAAAGGGGGAUAAGCGCAAGGAGUGUCAAAAAAGCUACUGCUGAUACUCUGGCCAAAUUCAAGGGUUGAGAGAGAAGUAACUCACUGGGUGUGCUGGAUUCAUCAGAGCCAAACUUCAUAUACGACAUACGAAUCAACCAACGAAGGACGUUUGUGUCUCAGGCCUUGUCAUCGAAAAGUUGCCUGCUCGUCCGGUCUUCAUACCAUGCAUCGCGCACAGGGUUCUAAGUGGUGGGGUAUAAAUAUUCCACAGACCUCGAGUCGCGGGUGGUGGGAGGUAUUACAGGUGAUAAUAGGGCGUCGAGUACCUCCCAAUUUAUGUACUCUCGCAGCCUGCUUACAGAUGUAUGUACAGUCGUACACAGGCAGCUACCCGAACGUACAUAUUAGGUGCUUGUUAGCAAACGGCUCACUAGAUCUAGGCAGAAUACAGAUAAAUACCUAAGUACGUAUUACGCCUACCUAAUUAUCAAUCGCAAAUUAAAGUGACAAAAAUAAGAAAUACACUGGUAUCGUGUGAAUAAAUUCAAUGUUAGGUACUUAGGUA
Molecule: messenger RNA, 1025 nt
Organism: Hypoxylon trugodes
Lineage: Eukaryota; Fungi; Ascomycota; Sordariomycetes; Xylariales; Hypoxylaceae
Exons: 4
Coding region: 311-547 (78 amino acids)
Biological process (GO): mitotic cell cycle; kinetochore assembly; chromosome segregation
Cellular component (GO): kinetochore; nucleoplasm
Molecular function (GO): protein heterodimerization activity
Source: RefSeq, a predicted model, not a curated record